Molecule: messenger RNA, 2848 nt
Organism: Mugil cephalus (flathead mullet)
Lineage: Eukaryota; Metazoa; Chordata; Actinopteri; Mugiliformes; Mugilidae
Gene: orai2
Product: ORAI calcium release-activated calcium modulator 2
Exons: 3
Coding region: 287-1060 (257 amino acids)
Biological process (GO): store-operated calcium entry
Cellular component (GO): membrane
Molecular function (GO): store-operated calcium channel activity
Source: RefSeq, a predicted model, not a curated record
ACAGACACAGACCUGAGGAGGACCACGGCAGUUCCUGAGCGUCACAGCUGGAGGGUGAAGGGUAAGCAAAUUUAAAAAAACAAACAAAAAAAACAGCGAGGUAUGGCGGACACAGACCCUGGCUCGGCUGCUUUGUUUUCGGAGCGGAGACGUUUGUGAGAACCGCAAAAACACAAGAGCGGAAGUUGCUGAACCCAAAGAGUCGGAGCGUUCAUUUAUCCGUCGGCCCAGUGCAGGAAGGAGAGAAGACGGAGCUUGGGUCUGCAAUUCAGAAAAAAAAGGUGCCAUGAGCAGCGAGCUGAACGUGCCCAUGGGUUCCCCGGCCCCCGGAGCCUCGGAGCAGGUCCCGGACAGCGGCGGGAUGGACUACAGGGACUGGGUCCGGCGCAGUUACCUGGAGCUGGUCAGCUCCAACCACCACUCGGUGCAGGCCCUGUCCUGGAGGAAGCUCUACCUGAGCCGCGCCAAGCUGAAGGCGUCCAGCAGGACCUCCGCUCUGCUCUCUGGGUUUGCAAUGGUGGCCAUGGUGGAAGUGCAGCUGGAGACGCACUACAAUUACCCCCGCGUGCUCCUCAUCGCCUUCAGCGUGUGCACCACGGUGCUGGUGGCGGUGCACCUCUUCGCCCUGCUCAUCAGCACCUGCAUCCUGCCCAACGUGGAGGCCGUCAGCAACAUCCACAACCUCAACUCGGUCAGCGAGUCGCCCCACGAACGCAUGCACCACUACAUCGAGCUGGCCUGGGGUUUCUCCACGGCCCUGGGCAUCCUGCUCUUCCUGGCGGAGGUCGUGCUCCUGUGCUGGAUCAAGUUCCUGCCCGUGGACUCGGAGCAGAAGAAGCCGACGGCGACGCCGCCGCCGGCCCAGAACAGCGGCUGGCAGGCCGCGCUGGCCUCCACCAUCAUCAUGGUCCCCGUGGGGAUCAUCUUCGUGGUGUUCACCAUUCACUUCUACCGCUCCCUGGUGCGCCACAAGACGGAGCGCCACCACCAGGAGAUCGAGGAACUGCACAAGAUCAAGGUGCAGCUGGACGGUCACGAGAGGGGCCUUCAGGCCGUGUGAAAGCGCGACGGCGGCUCCACAGACUUCCCUUCGUGUCACAUAUUUAUCAAACCUUCUCUACCUUUUGUUCCGGUCAUUGUCGAUGCCUCGGACUUGUGAGCGGUCAUUUAAAAAAAAGCUCGUCACAUACAGACAGCCGAAACCUGUCGAACUGCUAAUUUAUUCUUAAAGUCGUGGUCUAAGGUUUGUGCGGUAACUUAAUGCGUGGUUUAGAGCUGUAGUCUUUGUCGGUCAAGGAUGAUGUGAAAAAAGGUUUACAGAAAAAUAAAAGGGCUAUUAUGUUCCGCGUGCCAUCGUUGGAAGCGUUGGUGGCGAUAGUGAUUCCGUUUUGGAUGUUUUGCCGUGUCGGCCCAAUGCCCGCAUACACCCUGAAGCUAACAAAUGGCUUUUUUGAAUCUCCUCUCUCGCCCCUGAAGUUCAGAUCGUUUGUCGACGUCCGUUCUGCGCUCCGACGCAUGGCGCGAUCACAAACAAUAAAAAGCCACAAGUUCCAUUAAGCUUUUAUAACAGCUUUUUUCUACAAGGAAAAAAAUGUUGCAGAUUUCUUAUUUUUUGUUGUUUUUUUUUUUUAAGCCAUGUUUGCGUUCACCUAUACUAGAAGAAAUGGUUGGACUUAACGUUAAUGCCCAACGUAACUCGCCGUUAAAUAAGCUUCUGUGCUUAGCCAAAAAAAAAAGAUGUUUGUUAAAGAAGGAGCUACUCUGCAGUCUUAAAUCAAACUGAAAUUCACAUUGUGUCAGUGAUUUAAGUUUGAAAAAAUAUAUAUAUUUGUGCCAACGUUUGACGACUACAGCUUUUUGUGGCUUCACGUUUGUUUGCCAGCAGCCAACAAACAUUCAGACUCGCAAAUAUAAAAUUAUCCCACAAGAGAUUUGUCAUAUUUGUUGAGCUGAUUCAAUACUUGAUUCAGAUUAGAUUUAAAAAAAAAAAAAAAAAAACCCUGGUUGUUUUAAGGCCGCGUAUCUCAUUGCAAACAACUUGGUGUGUGUUUCUCUCUGUUCUGACUGAUUUAAGGGUAUUUCUGUUUGUGCGUGUGGUGCAGCAUGGUGAGUAAAUGUUGCUAUGUCUUAAGGAAACGGUUGCGUUGUUAAAUAUUGACAUUGUUGUGUUUUUUGCAUCCAGAACUUUUGCAGCGGCCCCAAGUGUUCUGUCAUUUUCUUUUCCUUCCUCCCCUCCUUCCGGUCUUCAAAUAGCUUUUACUGUCUGUUACUGUGACCUGGAGCCUGUGUAAAAGGCGUCAAACCAGUGAAUCCUGCAAACUGAUGCUGCUUAAAUAUGAAUGUGUUUACUGUCUAAAUAUAGUUCUGCCUUACAGAAUUAUUGCCUUUUAAGGACUGCCGUUUUCGCUAAAGGUCAUAAUAACACAAGCACAUCUCUUGAUGGAAAUGUCCAAAAUGGCGGAAAGAAAGGUCAAAAUGAAUUUGAGUACUGUGACCUCCAGUUUUAAUGUACGAAACGCUGGAGAAGUGCGGGUUCCUUAGAGACGAGGUCAGAUUUCGUUACUGUGUCUUAAGGACGGAAAAUGUACAAACUUGAUACCACAUUCCAAAUAAGAUGACCGACCAAAGUGUUGCUCAGUUAUAUUUCUCGUUGUUACUUUCUUCUCAGACAAAAAGUGCACUUGUAGUUUAGCCGUACGCUGAGCGAGUGUCAGGUUCUUAUCGGAUGAUGUCUUCGCUUUGUCUCGUGUCUUUUUAUUUGUGCUUCUCAAAUGAUAAACUGCAGAGGUCACGGAGACCCGUGUCGGAAGACGACAGACUUCCAAAAUAAAAUAAAAAAAUGAAAGUA